Prionailurus viverrinus (fishing cat) is the source of this 1230-nucleotide messenger RNA. RefSeq names its product CMRF35-like molecule 5. The record is from RefSeq and is a predicted model, not a curated record. The transcript has 3 exons. NCBI's taxonomy places the organism in Eukaryota, Metazoa, Chordata, Mammalia, Carnivora, Felidae. Gene Ontology annotation, cellular component: plasma membrane. Gene Ontology annotation, molecular function: transmembrane signaling receptor activity. Bases 91 to 642 code for a protein of 183 amino acids.
AAAGAGCAGGCACUUUGCUUCUGAGCUCAGUUCAGUCCCCGGAGGGCUAGCAUUAGCUGAGCACCAGGGAGACAUCCAAGGCAGGAGGACAUGUGGCUGCUCCCGGUUCUGUUCCUUCCCAUCGUCCAAGGCUCAUAUCCCCUCAUGGCAGUGUCAAAUGCAGUGAGUGGCCCCGUGCGGGGCUCGCUGACCGUGCAGUGUCGCUAUGAACCUGGGUGGGAGACCUACAAGAAGUGGUGGUGUCGAGGAGCUAAUUGGGAGAACUGCCAUAUCCUUGUGAAAACCAAUGGAUCAGGGGAGAAAGCAAAGGGUAACCAAGUGUCCAUCCAGGACAAUCAGAAAAUGAACAUGUUCACCGUGACCAUGGAGGAGCUCAGGUGGAACGAUGCAGACACCUAUUGGUGUGGGAUUGAGAAAUCUGGAACUGACCUUGGGGUCAAAGUCAAAGUGACCAUUGACCCAGUGACCAUGCAGUGUCACUACAGCCCAGAGUGGGAGACCUACGUGAGGUCCUGGUGUCCAGAUGCUGAUCUGAGUAGCUGCACCAUCGUUGUUCAAACCGCUGGAUCAGAGCUGAAGAAGAACCUUGUGUCCAUCAAUCAGAAAAUGCGCACAUUCUCCAUGACCAUAUGGGGAGAGUAAAACAACUUUUGAAAAAAAUGACCUGUUGUGUUUCUGAGUUGCUCCCAGACGUUUUACAGAAUGGCAUCCCUGGGGCGCCUGGGUGGUGCAGUUGGUUAAGCGUCUGACUUCAGCCAGAUCACGAUCUCACGGUCCGUGGGUUCGAGCCCCGCGCGGGGCUCUGGGCUGAUGGCUCAGGGCCUGGAGCCUGUUUCCGAUUCUGUGUCUCCCUCUCUCUCUGCCCCUCCCCCGUUCAUGCUCUGUCUCGCUCAGUCCCAAAAAUAAAUAAAAAACGUUGAAAAAAAAAUUAAAAAAAAAAAAAAAAGAAUGGCAUCCCUGUUCACACCCGAAAUUGGGAAAUUCAGAGAAGGACCCAAGCUUAGAAUUCUUCCAUAAGUUCCUUCUUUGCUUUUUCUGGGGCACCUUUUAAAUUAACCACUUGGAUUUGAUUCUGUGAAAAAUCAGUGACCUCUUCCCCGACCCCCUUGUAAGUCACAGGGGCUCUCAGUCUCCUGCUCUCAGUCUCCUGCUUGUUCGUGGUCCAGGAUGGGGGACUGCCCUUCCUCAGGCUCUCCCCUGGAUCUGUAAACAAUAAAUGUUGUGACUCUG